CUACAUAGGUUUAAAUAGUGGAAUAGGGUGAUGGUGUAGUAAUGAGUGUAGGGUUAGAUGGUGCCGUAUUUUAUCUUUUUCAUGUAAAGUAUAAAGGAUUUAUACCCCAGUCUAGUUGGUGGCGGUAAUGCAACAUUUAUUGGAUGCCAACCGCUGUUAAACCUCAUCGAAGAAGAAGACGAAGAACGCUAAGCAGAAUCAAAGAUAGAGGUUUCAACCAACAUUUCUUUGAUAAAGCGAAAAGCUACUUUCAUAACCAUUGCUAAUAUGUCAAAACUACAGAUGUUGAAUGUGUUUGUCACGGAGCGUUUGUCAGCGGCUGCUGUGGAGAUAUUCGGAGCCGUGGAGAAGACCGUGGCAGAGUAUCAGGAAGAAAUCUGCCGUUCAGCGGAGGAGAACGAGCGUUUACGCAGGCUGUUGGAUUUGGUUAGCAAACCAGAGAUAAAGUUACACAGAGCAGACUUCCAGGUACUGACUCCUGCCGUUUACCCUGAGCAACUUAAAUGUAAGCAGGAGUGGAGCCCCAGUCUGGGGCAGGAGGACCCAGAACCCACACAUAUUAAAGAGGAACAACAGGAGUUCAGACUCAGUCAGGAGGACUCACCUCAGCCCUCACAUCUUUACCAAAACCAAACUGUGGAUGACGGAGAGAGGGGUAUUCUACCUAUCAUCAUAACUGAAGAGAUCAAAACAGAAGCUGAUGGAGAGGGCUACAUAGUACCAGAACCAACCAGUGAUCAGCCCCUUUCAGUUCAUCCAGACUGCUCUGCUGCAGUGGAGAAACCAUAUCGGUGUCAACAAUGUGACAAAAGCUUCACACGUAAGGGACACUUGACCAUCCAUUCAAAGAUACACACAGGAGAGAAAUCUUAUCUGUGCAAACAAUGUGACAAAAGCUUCAUCCAGAAAGGCGACUUGGACAGACAUACUAGGGUACACACAGGAGAUAAUCCAUAUCAGUGCAAACAAUGUGGCAAGAUGUUUAACCAGAAAGGAAGCUUGACCAUCCAUUCAAGGAUACACACAGGGGAGAAACCUUAUCAGUGCAAAGACUGUGACAAAUCCUUCAACCAGAAGAUGGAAUUGAUAUUGCAUAUGAGAGUUCACACAGGGGAGAGACCAUAUAAUUGUCCUGUAUGCAAGAAAGGUUACAUGGCAUUAAGCUAUUUAAGACUUCAUCAGCGUGUUCACUCCGGGGAGAAACCUUACCAGUGCAAAGAAUGUGGCAAAUGCUUUGGUUAUAAAGGAAGCUUGAAGUCUCAUAUGAGCACUCACACAAAAGUUUCAGCCUGAAGUGAGAACAACAAAUGAUUUGACAACUCUGGCAUUUGACAACUAAACAAAUGUAGUUAUGUGAGAGGAGUGAUAAAACAUCAGUCAGUAUCAGAUUUGUAAGCUCAUUUUAGCUCUUACUUUUUUUAGAUACCUACUGGCCAGGACGAUGAGGGAAUUUGACCAUGCAGGCCCGGCUGAAAAGUGAUUGCAUCCUUUUUGAAACCAGGCUGCCUCACGGGCAUGAGCCACUCCUCCCUCAACGCUUUUGCCUGGUCACAUGACAGGCCAUAGUCCGGUGCACCGCGGUUCAGCCUAAUCAAACUCCUGCACUGCUGGCUUCAGGAAGUUGUCACAGCUGUGUCUAGCAGAGCACACACUUGGAUUCCUAAACAACAGGAGUUCAUAUUCAAUUGUUUAACAAUGACAUACAGGAUAUUUGGGCCACUAUCUGUACUUCUGUCUGCAUGUUAGAAUAUUGAAGUAGCCUAUUAUGUCUUUGUUGACUAUAUAAUGCAGCAAAUAUAGAUCAGCUUUAAUAUUGCAGACAGAUUGUGGCUUUCAAUGUAAUUGUCUGCAUCAUUUCCCCCAUAUAUAUAGAUAUAUCUAUAUAUAUAUAUUUACAUUUUAUUAUUUUCCCCUAACCCUACCAUCCCUCCCCUAAUUGGAGUAAACUAAACUAAUGGACAACAACACUUAGGUUUCUACUUCCAUCUUAUAUAUACACUAUAUACAUUUUACGGACACAGUAUAUUUUACAAUAGUUAUCUUUUGUUUGUUUUUAGUCCCUUCCUUCAGCAACCCUCAACCCCUCCCAUAUAUCUCUGAACACCAUCCAAUGUUGAUUUCUAUUUGCUAUAUGUUUUCCAACUGUGCUGUUUCACAUAUGUUCUGAAACUCUACACAUUUUACGGACACUAUAUUUGACAUGAGUUAUCUUGUUAUUUUUAGUCCCGCCCUUCAACUCCACUCAACCCCUCCCAUCUAUCUCUGAACAUCAGAAAGUUUUUCCAGACCAAAGGACAGAUUUCCACCGGUCUAAUGUCCGUUGCUCGUGUUUCUUGGUCCAAGCAAGUCUCUUCUUCUUAUUGGUGUCCUUUAGUAGUGGUUUCUUUGCAGCAAUCGACCAUGAAGGCCUGGUUCAUGCAGCCUCAUCUGAACAGUUGAUGUUGAGAUGUGUCUGUUACAUGAACUCUGAAGCAUUUAUUUGGGCUGCAAUUUCUGAGGCUGGUAACUCUAAUGAACUUAUCCUCUGCAGCAGAGUUAACUCUGGGUCUUCCUUUCCUGUGGCGGUCCUCAUGAGAGCAAGUUUCAUCAUAGCGCUUGAUGGUUUUUGCUACUGCACUUGAAGAAACAUUCAAAGUUUUGGAAAUUUUCCGGAUUGACUAACCUUCAUGUCUUAAAGUAAAAAUGGACUGUCAUUUAUCUUUGCUUAUUUGAGCUGUUCUUGACAUAAUAUGGGCUUGGUAUUUUACCAAAUAGGGCUAUCUUCUGUUUACCACCCCUACCUUGUCACAACACAACUGAUUGGCUCAAAUGCAUUAAGAAGGAAAGACAUUCCACAAAUGAACUUUUAACAAGGCAUAGCUGUUAAUUGAAAUGCAUUCCAGGUGACUCCCUCAUGAAGCUGGUUGAGAGAAUGCCAAGAGUGUGGAAAGAUGUCAUCAAGGCAAAGGAUGGCUACUUUGAAGAAUCUCAAACAUAUUUUGAUUUGUUUACCACUUUUUUGGUUACUACACGAUUCCAUAUGUGUUAAUUCAUAGUUUUGAUGUCUUCACUAUUAUUCUACAAUGUAGAAUAGUAAAACAGUGUGUCCAAAUGUUUGACUGGU
Molecule: messenger RNA, 3103 nt
Organism: Oncorhynchus nerka (sockeye salmon)
Lineage: Eukaryota; Metazoa; Chordata; Actinopteri; Salmoniformes; Salmonidae
Product: zinc finger protein 239-like
Exons: 2
Coding region: 268-1293 (341 amino acids)
Biological process (GO): regulation of transcription by RNA polymerase II
Molecular function (GO): RNA polymerase II cis-regulatory region sequence-specific DNA binding; DNA-binding transcription factor activity
Source: RefSeq, a predicted model, not a curated record